AUGUCUGACAUGACAAAUUCCUCCACAGUGUUUGUUCUGCAUGUUGUUUUUGAUCAGUCUCUCUCUAGUUUCUGCUUGUGUUUAGUUUUGUUUUCAGAACUGAUUCUGAUCAAAGAGAAUCUGACGUGGUCUGAAGCUCUGAGAUACUGCAGACAGAAUCAUGUGGAUCUGGUCUCGGUUCAUUCAGAAGAGAUUCAGCGUUGUGUGAUGAAUGUGGUUAAAAAGGCGUCUACUGAGGCGGUGUGGUUGGGUUUACGUCACUCCUGCACUGUGGGCCUCUGGUUCUGGGUGACCGGACAGACCGUGUGCUAUCAGAACUGGGCGAUUGAUGAUUCAGAGAACUGUGAUUCUGCAGUGAGAUCUGGAGCAAUUAUUUCUCGAGGAAAUCAGCGCUGGAUCAGCCGUCCUGAGACUGACAGACUCAACUUCAUCUGCAGCAGAAAUGAAGAGUGA
Messenger RNA from Megalobrama amblycephala (Wuchang bream), 453 nucleotides. Its product is annotated as lithostathine-1-alpha-like. The transcript has a single exon. NCBI's taxonomy places the organism in Eukaryota, Metazoa, Chordata, Actinopteri, Cypriniformes, Xenocyprididae. The coding region runs from base 1 to 453 and encodes 150 amino acids. The record is from RefSeq and is a predicted model, not a curated record.